Molecule: messenger RNA, 1078 nt
Organism: Contarinia nasturtii (swede midge)
Lineage: Eukaryota; Metazoa; Arthropoda; Insecta; Diptera; Cecidomyiidae
Product: deoxynucleotidyltransferase terminal-interacting protein 2
Exons: 3
Coding region: 85-1011 (308 amino acids)
Biological process (GO): RNA processing
Cellular component (GO): nucleolus
Molecular function (GO): RNA binding
Source: RefSeq, a predicted model, not a curated record
UGCCUCGUGGUUGAAAUUGUCAAAUUCAUUUCAACUGUAUUGCAUUGUUACGAGUUAUGAAUCAAGCAAAAACAUUUUAAAAUUAUGGAUUUGUUCACGGUUGAUACGAUUGGAGAACAAAAUCUUCUUGAUAAAGUCGAAUACGACAAUACGGAAGUAUUAUAUUCAAACAGUAAAAGUGUAAAUGAUCAAAAUACCGAUGACGAAGAAGAAGAUACCAAAGCUGUGGAGAAGAAUUACGAUUAUCACAAUGAAGAGGAUGACGAAGAUUACGAUUAUGGCGGAAUUCCACCACCACCGGUAGAUAUCAUUAGUAUUUUGAAGAAACCUGCGCUAUUUAACAAACCACUUUACGACAAUGAUGAAUGCAGCUUGAAUCAAAAAGACGAAGAAAGUGAUUUAGAUGCAUUCUGUAAGGCCAUGGGGUGGACAAAUAUAAAUGGUGUUUUACCAGUGAAACCGGACAAAAAACCAAAACGACAAUGGCAAACAGAGGAAUUCGAUUUAACCGAUGUUCACAAGGAUUUGACAAAGACAAAUGUUGAAAAGGAGAUGAGUACCAACGUUCUAAAAGGUAUCCAGGCCAAGAGAGAGGUGAAAGUUUUGUCAGAACGUGAAGCACAUCGUCAAAGAAAGGCCGAAGCAUCAAAAACAAAAGGCAAAGAUUGGUUCAAUAUACCAGCUACCGAAGUCACCGACGAACUACGUCAAGAUUUGGAAGUUAUCCAAAUGCGUUCUGUAUUAAAUCCGACACAUUUUUACAAAAAGAACGAUUUAAAGACAUUGCCAAAAUACUUUCAAGUUGGUACUGUGUUGCCAUCACCUUUGGAUAAAUACAAUGAUCGUGGUGAACGAGUGAGCAAGAAGAAGUCGCUGGUCGAUGAAUUGUUGGAGGAUGCUGAAUUUCAGCGAUACAACAAACGAAAAUAUCAAGAAGUUUUGGCCGAAAAGAGAAAUACUGGUUUUAAGAAAGCAUAUAAAAAAAUGAAAAAAUUAAAGAAGAAAUCUUAAUAAAAUAUAAAAAAUAUAUCUCUCGAUUUUUACCAAAAAAAACUACCACUUGGUUAUUUUUAAUCUA